This is a messenger RNA of Raphanus sativus (radish), 3312 nucleotides long. RefSeq names its product probable LRR receptor-like serine/threonine-protein kinase At1g07650. Gene Ontology annotation, biological process: protein phosphorylation. Gene Ontology annotation, molecular function: ATP binding; protein binding; protein kinase activity. NCBI's taxonomy places the organism in Eukaryota, Viridiplantae, Streptophyta, Magnoliopsida, Brassicales, Brassicaceae. The transcript is spliced from 24 exons. Bases 118 to 3159 code for a protein of 1013 amino acids. The record is from RefSeq and is a predicted model, not a curated record.
GCUCUCAUUACCAUUACCUACUUCCUAAUUCACCAUAUGUCUUUCUCUCCAUAUCUCUUACACGCUUUAUCCGAGAAGUGAUACAAUAUUUUAUUCAUUCUUUUCCAUUUGAAAGGGAUGAUUUCUUGGCUUAGCAAAUAUUUCAUCAUCCUCCUCUUCACACUGAUUUUCCAUGGGCGUCUUGGAUUUUCUGACAACAAUAAACUCCACGAGGCUGAAGUGAGAGCACUGAAGGAGAUAGGGAAGAAGCUAGGGAAGAAAGACUGGGACUUCAACAAAGAUCCAUGUAGUGGUCAAGGCAACUGGGUUGUUACCAUUUACACAUCCAAAGAGUUUGAGAGUAAUAUCACUUGCGAUUGCUCCUUUCUUCCUCUGAACUCAUCUUGCCAUGUCAUCAGAAUAGCUCUGAAGUCGCAGAACCUAACAGGCAUCGUCCCUCCUGAGUUCUCCAAGCUUCGUCACCUCAAAGUUUUAGACCUUAGCCGUAACUAUCUGACUGGUUCCAUUCCAAAGGAAUGGGCUUCUAUGCGCUUAGAAGAUUUAUCUUUCAUGGGAAACAGAUUGUCUGGUCCAUUCCCCAAAGUCCUAACUCGCCUUACUACGCUCAGAAACUUGAGCCUCGAAGGAAAUCUGUUUUCAGGACAAAUCCCUCCUGAGAUUAAAAGGAUGAUUCAUUUGGAGAGACUUCAUCUUCCUUCAAAUGCUUUCACUGGCUCAUUGCCUGAAGAACUUGCACUGCUCCAGAACUUGACUGAUAUGAGGAUAAGUGAUAAUAACUUCACUGGCCGGAUACCAGAUUUCAUCGGCAAUUGGACAAGUAUAAUGAAACUGCAGUUGCAUGGUUCAGGUUUGGAUGGUCCGAUACCUUCUAGUAUUUCAUCCUUAACCAGCUUGACCGAUCUGAGGAUUGGUGAUUUAGGAGGCAAACCGUCUCCUUUCCCUCCAUUGAAUAACUUGGCCUCUAUCAAGACACUAAUAUUGAGAAAAUGCAAUUUAAAUGGCCCAAUUCCAAAGUAUAUCGGGCAGCUGAAGAAGCUUAAAACACUUGACCUCAGCUUCAAUCUACUAACCGGUGAGAUUCCCUCAACGUUUGAAAAUAUGAAGAAAGCAGAUUUCAUUUAUUUGACAGGAAACAAGCUGACAGGAGCUAUUCCAAGCUACUUCGUUAAUAAAAACAAAAACGUUGAUGUUUCUUACAACAACUUUACCGAUGCAAGUUCAAUUACCGGGAGUAAAUGCAGCGAUGUUACCUCGAAUUGGGUGGAAAGCUUCUCCAUGGGGAAUAAAUCACGCAAGGAAUCAUCCUGUUACCUUCACCACAUCCCUUGUCGUCUUCCUAAGAGAGAUCAUAAGUAUAAGUUAUACAUAAACUGUGGAGGAAGUGAAGUUAAAGUGGACAAAGGAACGACAUACGAAGCUGACCAAAACUCCAAAGGUCCUUCAAUGUUCUUCGCUGUCAAUCACUGGGCGUAUAGCAGCACCGGGAACUUCAUGGACAACGAUGAUGAUGCUGAUGAUUACAUCGUACAGAACACAUCCAGAUUAUCAGUUAACGCUUCUUCCUCUCUCACCUCCGGGCUUUACAGGACGGCUCGAGUUUCUCCUUCCUCGUUAACUUACUAUGGACUAUGCCUUGGAAACGGUAACUACACUCUCCACCUCCACUUCGCUGAGAUCAUCUUUACCGAUGACAAGACACUUUACAGCCUCGGCAAACGCUUGUUCGAUAUCUAUGUUCAGGAUAAGUUAGUGAUUAAGAACUUCAAUAUCCAAGAAGCAGCUGGUGGAUCCGGUAAGCCGGUCAUAAAAUCGUUCCUGGUGAAUGUGACAGAGAACAAUGUGAAGAUUGGGUUGAGGUGGGCUGGGAAAGGGACAACAGGCAUUCCCAUUAGAGGAGUUUAUGGUCCUAUGAUAUCAGCUAUAUCAGUGGAACCAAAUUUCAAACCUCCGGUGUAUCAUGACAAGAAAGAGAUCAUACUAAAAGCAGGGAUACCUGUUGCAGCAGCACUUCUUUUAUUGCUCAUAUUUGGUAUAUUCUUGAAGAAAAGAAGUGACAAAAAUGCUAUUGACAAAGAGCUAAGGAAUUUAGAUCUACAAACUGGAAGUUUCACUCUACGGCAGAUAAAAGCCGCCACUGAUAAUUUUGAUGCAACCUUGAAGAUUGGUGAAGGUGGAUUUGGCUCUGUUUACAAGGGUGUAUUGUCAGAAGGAAAACUGAUUGCAGUCAAACAAUUAUCUGCAAAAUCAAGGCAGGGAAACCGCGAGUUUGUAAACGAAGUAGGAAUGAUCUCAGCUCUACAACAUCCGAAUCUUGUGAAGCUAUACGGUUGUUGUGUCGAAGGAAACCAAUUGAUAUUGGUGUAUGAGUAUUUGGAGAACAACUGUCUAUCUCGUGCCCUCUUUGGAAAGGAUGUGAAUGCUAGGCUGAAACUAGACUGGUCAACGAGGAAGAAGAUUUGUUUGGGGAUAGCUAAAGGACUUACGUUUCUCCACGAAGAGUCUAGGAUAAAGAUUGUACACAGAGAUAUUAAGGCGAGCAACGUGUUGCUCGAUAAGGAUCUCAACGCCAAGAUCUCCGACUUUGGUUUGGCAAAGCUGAACGAUGAUGGAAACACUCACAUCAGCACUCGCAUUGCAGGAACUGUAGGUUACAUGGCUCCAGAAUACGCCAUGCGUGGUUACUUGACUGAGAAAGCAGAUGUUUAUAGCUUUGGCGUCGUUGCACUCGAGAUCGUAAGUGGAAAGAGUAACACAAACUUUAGGCCAAGCGAGGACUUCGUUUACCUUCUUGAUUGGGCAUACGUUUUGCAAGAGAAGGGAUGCUUGCUAGAGAUGGUUGAUCCGACGUUAGCCUCCGAUUACUCAGAAGAAGAAGCCAUGCUGAUGUUGAACGUGGCGUUGAUGUGCACCAACGCGUCACCGACGCUAAGGCCUACGAUGUCCCAAGUGGUGAGUCUGUUGGAGGGAAAGACAGAGAUGCAAGAGUUGCUGUCGGAUCCUAGCUUCUCGACGGUUAACCCGAAGCUCAAAGCAUUGAGGAACCAUUUUUGGCAGAACGAGUUUAGCAGAACGCUUAGCUUCUCUACUACAAGCGGGCCUAAUACUGCCUCUGUCAAGUCACAACUUGAUGCUGAGGAAAAGACUGGACUUUUGGAUUAAUUAAACUUCUUAUUACGUUCCAAUUUAUAAGUGAGAGAUUCUUAGGAGUUGUGAAGCUUUUAUUCUCUGUGUCUUUAAGUGUAUAUAUAAUCAAUAAAUUAUAUCUCCAAACUGUAAGAUGAAAAUUAGAUAAAGAUAAAAAUCCUUAAAAUA